CAGCACAGGUGAGGGGGAGGAGAAGAAAAUCUCAAACACAGGAAGCAGGGAAAGCUGGGAAAGGUAGGCUGUUUUCUCAGCUUAAACGAAAACAAGACCAGAUUUUGUACACAGUUCAAAGUUUAAGUGACAGCAGGCUUUCCCAUCAAGCCAAACGCCAAGCAGUGGAAAAUGCCAGAGAGGGGAAGACACCACCAGAGGAGUGAUGUGUAUGAUGAGUACAACAGCAGGGAAGGGGACUAUUCACACAAUAGAGACCACGCUUCAUAUGACAGCAGAGGUCCCAACCAAAAGCCAAGACACAUAGACGAGAGAGGCUCUGCUGGUGACAGGAGGGUCAAACAAAACAGACAGAGGGACGUGACGACUGCCUCUCACAUGGAACCUCCUGAUUACACAGACCAUGACCAUGAAGGACCCUCCAGACUGUCCAGAGUGACUUCGGUGUAUCACUCUGAAGGGGAGUAUUAUGAGCGACAACACGGGCAAGCUCUGUACAAUCUCAGAUACAUCUUAACCAGUAGAGGUCUCUGCCAGCUUAUGGAGCUGUUUGUGAAUCUGCUGAUCGUCAUCUGUGCCGGAGUGCCAUACAGCAACAAUGGGGGUUACCGUGACCUGGCCAGCCUCGGUGGACUCUACUAUUAUCAAUUUGGUGGAGCCAACGCCUUCACCGGAGCCGACGCAGACAGGGUGAAGGAGCUGGACCUGCUGUUCCAUCAGCUCAAGCGGCCUCCGUACGCCUUCACCAUGGCAUGCGGUGGGGUGUUAAUGAUCUACGUCUGUGCCAUGCUUGCCCUGGGGAUUUUCAGAGUGCCUUACCGCUGGCCCCCUGUGCUGCUGGGGGAGGCUCUGCUGAACUUCCUGAUCGGCCUGGGCUACAUCCCUGCACUGGCCUUCUACUUUAUUAAGUUGCAGGAAACCUACAGCGAUCCCAUCUGUGAGGAGAGAGAGAAGAUGUACAAGAGCAAAGGGCACAAUGGCUUUGAGUGCCAGUUCCACGGUGCAGAUAUCGCAGGAGGUCUCUUCGGGGUGCUCGGGGUGUUUGUUUUCAUCUUUGGUGCAGUUUUAGCUGUCAGAGCUUUCAGGUCAGUGCGGGAGUUAAAGAAGCAAAGGACAAACGAGGACAAUAAUUUUUAAGAUGGUUUUUGUCGUUGACAUAUUUGAACAAAAGUGGGAUUGAGUAGAAAACCCUGCGACAGGCAAACAUGGGAGGUUUUUUUCAUAAUAGGUGUAAUUGUGUAUUCACUCUUGUUGAAUGUGAUCUGUGAAUCAGCUUUUAUUUAAUCCACUUUUUAUUCUUUGAAGAUGUUUUUUAAGUUGAUUUUGACUAGUUUUCCAGUUUACAUACCACUGUAAUGUCUGUUACAUUUUUUCUAAAUGUGUGGUUAUAAUAAACGACUCAAAUGGUAUAUAAA
Siniperca chuatsi (mandarin fish) is the source of this 1415-nucleotide messenger RNA. RefSeq names its product MARVEL domain containing 3 (gene marveld3). NCBI's taxonomy places the organism in Eukaryota, Metazoa, Chordata, Actinopteri, Centrarchiformes, Sinipercidae. The record is from RefSeq and is a predicted model, not a curated record. Bases 172 to 1137 code for a protein of 321 amino acids. Gene Ontology annotation, cellular component: membrane. The transcript has 5 exons.